UCCGCUUCAGGGGCGUGUAGAGAAAGGGAGAGCUUGCCGCGUGCGCGCCGGCGCCGUGUUUUUUUUUUCUACCAACUCUACACGUUUCUCGGUGUUUUGUUGUCUUGUUUACUGACGAGCUCAGUACAAAAUGGAGUCGUUUAACCAAAUCACGUUGGAAUACCCCGUGUUGAUGUACGUAGGAGUCGGAGUUACGGCAUUCCUCGCCGGCGGCGCGCUAAUAUACAAAAUCGCCACCCGAAAGAAGCCCACCCAUGCAAAUGUGAACUGCUGGUUCUGUAAUGAGAACACAGUGGUGCCCUAUGGGAACAGGAACUGCUGGGACUGUCCCAGCUGUGAGCAGUAUAACGGCUUCCAGGAGAAUGGGGAUUACAACAAACCCAUCCCAGCUCAGGACAGGGCUAAUCUGAACCAUGGAGUAUCUGGAAGCCUUCCGCCAUCUGAGAUGGACAAAAUGCAGCAGUGGGUCAACUGUCAGAUGCUGUUGUGCAAGAAGUGCAAUAACAACCAGUCUUUAAAGAUCAAGCUGUUGGCGGCAUAUAUGCCGAGGGAUGAUGAGAACUAUGAUGAGGAAAUUGAAGCCUACAGGCACCACUUGGAGCAGAUCUAUAAGUUGUGCAUGCCAUGUCAGACAGUAGUGGAGUACUACAUUAAAUAUCAAAACCGCCAGCUGCGUACAGUGCUCCUCAGCCAUCAGCUUCAACGUUCCCGAGACUCAGUCAAGAGCUUCGAAAAGAGCUCCAAUUCCCUUUCUUCUCCAAUUGGAGUCACACUAUUACGGGCUCUUGCCGUCCUGCUUUGUGCUUUCUUAGUUGGUACAUAUUUCUUGGAUUUUCAAGACCAGCCUUCUUUAUCUAGUGGCCCACAGACAUUAAGUGGUGGUGUCCCUCCUCCAAAACCUCUGAAUGAAUCCAAUAGCAGUGGAGACAUGCCUGUGUGGCAGGGUCUGCUGGAGCUGAUCCCAAACGGUACCAUAGAAAGUGCCCAGCUGAUGUGGCAACAUGGAAGGGACAACCAGCUGGCUGUGGUCUCUGUUGGCCUGUUGACUUGCCUCACGUCUAUCUUCUUAGCAGGAGCUACAAGGCUGAGGAGAAUUGAUGCUGUGGCCUCUGUUCUAUGGUUCCUCAUCCUGUGCCUCUACCUGUCUGAGAGCUACUUCACUGGUGCCUCGGACUGGAUGGACACAGCCAAGCACAGUAGUGCCUCUCUCUGUUGCCUCGUCAGCUUCGCUGCUGCUGUGGCAACUCGCAAACCACAGGGUCUACGAAGAGGCAAAUACCGAAGAUAUCUUGCAGGCAGCUCUGCAGCGCCCCCCUUCAGCAACCAGCCAACUUUGCUCUCUCCAAACCUGGCAGAGUCCUUCAUCCCCACCCCACCCCCGAACCUCUCCAAGCUCAUCAGCUGCAAACAGAGUCGUCACAAGUGCAACGAUUCGCCCUCGUCCCUGUCUGGGCGACUCAGCAGGGGACUCUGCCUUGGCACCAUGCCCUCCCUAAAACGGACAGACUCUGGUUACCUGUUCAGCGGAAGCAGACCAGCCUCACAAUAUAAGGACUCCCCUCCCUCAGACUAUUUUUCUUUGAAGUCUGGAAGCAGGCCAUCAUCCCCAACUCCUUCAAUAGCUGGGUCGUGUACAUCCAGUUUAUGUUCUGCCAGACAACGGCGUCCCCUCAUCAGUCCUGCACGCUUCAACAUAUGUAGCCAGAAAAUGGGGCUUUUUUCAGCAGAGCCAGAGCCCAUGCUCCCACCCCCACCCGUGUCUCCUUUAUAUUCCACUGUGCCACCCUCUCCCAUUUACAGUGGCAGUUUUUCACCUGACAUAUCACCCUUCCAAAGCCAGAAUGAUUUGAGUUUGAGAGACGGCAGUGUGUUUGAUAAGGAAGAGAGGAGCGAUAAUGGCAGCUCCUCGGGGUCCUCCACAUGCAUGGUUGGCACUACAACACAGGAGCCAGAAAAUACUCCUCCAAAAGGUUCAGGCUUAGCAAAGCCUCUUAUCUUGCUGGGGCUUUUAACAGUGAGCUUGACCUCCAACUUGGUCGUUGCCGGCCUCUGUAUGUACCACUACUGGACAUGAACUUUUGAUGGGUCUGCUGCUGUCACGUCAACAGACCUGGAGGUCAUUCAGCAAUGUCAGAAAACAUCACCUUUCUAGCAGUCGCUUGUUUUGUUGGUGCUUUGUAAAGGAAAACUACAGAUGUCAGUGGAUGGCUUUUCAACAACAAUACCUCCCUUUUGAUUGUGAAUGAAUAACGGUUUUGUUACUGUACAACAGCAAAAAAACGAAAAGCAUUUAGCAGCAUGUUAUGUUUGUCUGUGUGUGUGCGUUGUUGGUUUUGCACUUUUGAAAUUUGUACAGAUUUUCACUUUGUAGAGUCAUAAUUUAACAGCAGUGGUGUUCGCCAUUGUCUUUCUAUGCACAGACGGGUGACAAAUAAAAGUUAAAAUAAAAACCAACAUCCAGUGUCUUAGUAAGGUGCCACAGAUUAUAUUGGAUAUGAAUUGCUUCGUUGUAUCUUACAGUGCACUUUGUCACUGUGUGGAAGCAUCUUCAUUUCUGCAGGGAUGUGGAUCUUUUGGAUUCAUCCAGAAUUUUGCAUUUUGAGACCUAGAAAUGUGACCCACGUGAAUCAUGCAAAUCUGUUUUAAUGUAUUUAUUUUUAGUUCAUCAACUCUAAGAUGUUUUUUGUAUUAUGUUACGUUUGACAGCUCGAACUGAACUUGGAGAUGAAGUGACUGUUGCCAUUUUUGCAUUAAAGGUCCAUUGGGAGGAACUCCAUAAUCUGUGUUAAACUA
Molecule: messenger RNA, 2793 nt
Organism: Scophthalmus maximus (turbot)
Lineage: Eukaryota; Metazoa; Chordata; Actinopteri; Pleuronectiformes; Scophthalmidae
Gene: tmem201
Product: transmembrane protein 201
Exons: 11
Coding region: 131-2074 (647 amino acids)
Biological process (GO): nuclear migration along microtubule
Cellular component (GO): nuclear inner membrane
Molecular function (GO): actin filament binding; lamin binding
Source: RefSeq, a predicted model, not a curated record